Malus domestica (apple) is the source of this 912-nucleotide messenger RNA. RefSeq lists its product as uncharacterized. Gene Ontology annotation, molecular function: phenylpyruvate tautomerase activity. NCBI's taxonomy places the organism in Eukaryota, Viridiplantae, Streptophyta, Magnoliopsida, Rosales, Rosaceae. The record is from RefSeq and is a predicted model, not a curated record.
GAGUCAACUUACAUGUCAUAUCAUUGACACAGGAUGAAAGGCCGGCAGUAUAUGCGAAUGCCGUGCCGUUGAAAUGAAGAACCAUUAAAUAAGUAUUUUUGUUGAGGAGGAAUUUCAAUAAAUAAAUAAAUAAAUAAAUAAAUAAAGUGGUGGGGUAGCAAAAUUGACAAGGACGUGAUUCCUCAACAGCGUAGAAUAAAUAGAUAGACUUAUCUACAAGGUUACAAGCUGCGUUUUUUUAAAACCACCCGGUUUCUGUAUUUCUUUGAUUCUAAUAAGAAACGCCUUGUUUGUUCAGCUUCUCUCAAAUCUGACAAGAAUGCCGACGUUGAAUCUGUUUACCAACUUGCCGGUGGACGGAGUUGUGGCCUCUGACAUCCUCAAGGACGCCACCAAAGCCGUUUCUAAGAUCAUUGGCAAACCCGAGUCCUAUGUGAUGAUUUUGCUCAACGGGUCUGUGCCGAUUGCAUUUGCUGGCACGGAAGAGCCUGCUGCGUAUGGAGAAUUGAUCUCCAUUGGGGGCAUUGGACCAGGUGUUAACGGAAAACUGAGUUCAACCAUUGCAGAAAUUCUCGAAACUAAGCUCUCCAUUGAUAGCUCCCGCUUCUAUAUCAAAUUUUAUGACGUUGAGAGGUCCUUCUUCGGGUUCAACGGCUCAACAUUUUGAUCACAACUGUUCUUCAGCUGAUGCUGGCAAAUGGCCUUGUAUCCCUCAGUUGCAAUCUUCUUGUUUUUGAUGAAAGAGUAGUCUUCGUGUUUGAUUGUAUUCUCUGAUGAAACUAAAACUGUGAUUCAGAUCAGAAACAGCUAUGAAACUAAAAUUGUAUUGUUGAAACAUACUCUUGAAAGAGUGCAAAUUUUUAGUAAAGUCUAAGUCACUAUUAUUGAAAUAUACAAAAAUUUGUUGGUCAA